CACUUCCCAGAAUGCAUUGAGCGGAGUUGAGGUUACAGUGGACAUGUGUGUCUCUCCACGGACACUACGUGUACUUUAGAAAUGGAGAACUUUGCCCUCGCUGUUGUGCAAUAAUCUCGUUCCCCCGCAGACACAUAGACGCUGUGGUCCCGUCGGUGUGGAUGAGCGACCUGCGGAGCCAGAAGAAGGAGGAACCCGCCGGAGCCCGUAGCCCUGCGCCGCUGGACUGCUGCGGAGGACUGGACAACGUGGAUUACUCCAAGAUGGACUUAACGCUGAUGGAAGAACUCCUUAAGAAUGUUAUCUUUCGGGACUCCAGCUUCUGCAUCGCCAUAAUUGCCAUCAUAUUCAACCCUCUCUUCUGGAAUGUGGUGGCGAGAUGGGAACAUCGUACACGGAGACUCUCCAGGCUCUUUGGAAGCCCUCACCUGGGCUGUUACUGCCUGGGCUUCGUCAUCAUUUUGCUCAACGUCUACCGUAGCCACAGUAUGACUGUAGCGAUGAAGUCCCAGGCCAGGUGGGAUGUGAUGGACAGAUCCGAGGUCUUCUACACCGGGGGAGCUCUCAUGGGGCUGGGCACCUUACUGGUUGUCAGCAGCUUCCUUGCUCUGGGAUUCACUGGAACAUUCCUAGGUGAUUAUUUUGGCAUCCUGAUGGAAGAGAAGGUGACAGGAUUUCCCUUUAACGUAAUAGAAAACCCGAUGUACUGGGGCAGCACAGCCAACUACCUUGGCCUGGCACUCGUUGGUGCCAGUCCUGUUGGACUCGUCCUGACUGCCAUAGUAGCUGUGGUGUACAAGGUGGCUUUAAGAUUUGAGGGACCAUUCACCGAGCAGAUCUAUCAGGAGAGGAGUCAGCGCCGCAAGCAAGAAUAAUGGCCUCGCGGACGCCUCCUGUCCAGGAUUCCCAUCCUGUCACCUGAACAGACAGACGGACCGAGCGUCCGACAGACUUCCCAGCAGCCUCGCUCACCAGUCCACCCACAACGUGGAUACAAAGAGAAGGUUCCCACCACAGCUGCGUCCAGUUCAGCAUAAACUCUCAUCUCUCAACUGUCCUUCCCUCUACAGUGCACAGCAAUUCAAAACAUCACAAAAGCCUAAAUAAUUCUGAAAAUGAUCUGGGACAGAAUAUUGGAACCAAUCCACCUUAACAGAGACGAUACUUUUCAUAUUUAGAGUCACUGGCACAGUUGGACUCGACCUUCAACCCACUGCCACCACAGUAGCUGACAGGUGGAAUCAUAGAAAAUACAUCAGUCACCGACGUUAUGUUCUACGGUAACUUUUGAAUCUUCACUUACUUCUUCCAGUUUAAGGAAUAAAAAAAGGAUGUUCUAUUAUGUGAGUGACCCAGUGAUGUAAACAGCGUCUUGAUCAUUUUCCUUAUUAUUCCAAGUGUUGUGUGUUUUCUUUCCACAUGUUUUACUAUGUGGACACAAACAGCAUUUUGAUUGGUGUUGUUAUUUUUGACAUUUUUGACAAUAUUUCAAGAUAUUAGUAAAGACUGAAACUGCGGGGGGGAGCAGCUAGGAUUGCUCCCAAAAUGAUUUUUUCACUAGUUCACCACAAGUGACAAGUUUUCAAUCGAUUACAGUAGAGCUUCCCAAACUUGUUAGCGCAGCAUGCAUGAGGCUUGAACCUCCAUUAUUCUUUCAUUCUGAGUAAAAACUUUUGAAGCAGAACAAAAAAAUAAAGAGUUGAGGAUCACAAAGUUUUCAGUGAUAACAACUCUAAAACGAUUAACUGGUGUUAAUUAUACAAAAUGUGUUCUUAAUGACUUUUUUGUUGUAACUACAUGAUUUAAUGUAGUUCAAUAUUAAUUUUUACACAAUGUUGUUCAUCGUUCGUUCACCCUGAACCUGGUCCUGCUCGAGGUUUCUAUGUGUUCCUUGUCACUGUUAUACAAACGGGUAACUUCCCCUAAGAUGUAAUGAUAUAUAAAUGGAAUAGACUUGAUAAUGUCAUGAUAUAUGACAUGAAUCCUUUCAAAUGACUGAAGACCUACACCAGUUACGGCUUUAUACUUUGUACCUAUGCAAACCGUUCUGAACUCAACAAGACACAUUGUCUGGUGAUGUACUUUAUAUUGAUGGGAUGGUUUUUGUGGAAUAAAAGUUUCAGCAGCAA
Molecule: messenger RNA, 2129 nt
Organism: Hippoglossus stenolepis (Pacific halibut)
Lineage: Eukaryota; Metazoa; Chordata; Actinopteri; Pleuronectiformes; Pleuronectidae
Gene: pemt
Product: phosphatidylethanolamine N-methyltransferase
Exons: 7
Coding region: 162-875 (237 amino acids)
Biological process (GO): phosphatidylcholine biosynthetic process
Molecular function (GO): phosphatidylethanolamine N-methyltransferase activity
Source: RefSeq, a predicted model, not a curated record